Periconia digitata is the source of this 3564-nucleotide messenger RNA. NCBI's taxonomy places the organism in Eukaryota, Fungi, Ascomycota, Dothideomycetes, Pleosporales, Periconiaceae. The record is from the annotation of a GenBank genome assembly.
UCCCGCGGCUCACUCUCCACGCACGCUCUCGGAUCGGCCGGCAGGCCUGGUGAUUUGCUUUGCCGGCGCCUGCCAUUCGCUGGCCGUUCGCCUGGCCGCCCCAUGCAUGCAUGUGUCGAUGUAGCGAUGCAUGUAAGUAGUAACUCAGUUACCAUGUAUGCGCUCCUAAUGGGCUGCCCCAUGGGUGGGUGGGAUUAUAAUUGCUGCAUCCCUACUGCUGCUGGCCUGCCUCCCUCCCACUCCACCCGGCCAAGCGAGACAGACAAUACGAGCCGUCGACGUCAGGUCAGGGUCCUCUGGUUAGUGAGCAGCUCGACUCGUUGAUAAAGCCUAGCGACCCCCCCAUCCUCUCUCUCUUUUUUCCUUCCACUCGGUUGCUUGCUGCAAGUAGUCUGUCCGUCUUGUCUGUCCAUCCCCUCCGUUUCCCUCUUUGUCCCCCAGUGGUGGCUUUCGGAAGGUUCUGCUUUGACUCUACUCGACUCGACAGCUCUUGCCUCUUCUGCUGAGUGACGUCCCUCAACACCAACAAAGACCCCCCUCCCGUCCGCCAGCCGCCCGCUCUCCGCCAUGGCUGGCCCCAGCGACGACAUUGAGCGCAAUGCCUCCGUGGCAACCCGCUCAAAGUCCAUCGUCUCCAUGUCCGGUUUUGACGGCAUGGACGAGUACACUGCUCUGCAAAAGUACAUUCUCUUCUACCGCGACAACAAGGUCAACCCUCACGCCGCCGGUGGCGAGACCAAGCAGAAGCAGUGGUGGCAGUUCUGGAAGUCCGGUAGCGCUACCGCCGCUGCUCCCGUCCAAGACGCUGGAGCUGUUCCCGACGAUCAAUUGAACACUGAUCUCCGUGCUGGUCUCACAUCUGCCGAUGUCGACCGUCGCCGCAAAAUCUAUGGCUUCAACGAAAUCACCACCGAGAAGACCAAUUGGUUGAAGCAGUUCCUCAGCUACUUCCAGGGCCCCAUUCUUUACGUCAUGGAAAUUGCUGCUCUUCUUGCUGCUGGUUUGGGCGAUUGGAUCGAUUUCGGUGUCAUCUGUGGUAUUCUCUUGCUUAACGCUGUCGUCGGUUGGUACCAGGAAAAGCAGGCUGCCGACGUCGUCGCCAGUUUGAAGGGAGACAUCGCCAUGAAAGCUACUGUGAUCCGUGAUGGUGGCCCAGUCACCAUCCUUGCCCGCGAAAUCGUCCCUGGUGAUAUCAUUGUCGUCGAGGAAGGAAACACGGUCCCGGCUGACGUCCGUCUCAUCUGCAACUUUGACACCCCCGAGGACUACGAGACCUACUUGAAGCUCAAGGAGGAAGACAUGUUUGACGAAUCCGACGACCCUGACAACGAGAAAGAGGGCGAUGAAGACCACGAGGGUCCCGUCCACGAGGGUGUCUCUCUCAUCGCUACCGAUCAGUCCGCCAUCACUGGAGAGUCCCUCGCCGUCGACAAGUACAUGGGCGAAGUCGCUUACUACACCACCGGUUGCAAGCGCGGCAAGGCCUACGGUAUUGCCCUCACCUCCGCUAAGCACUCCUUCGUCGGUCGCACUGCUUCUCUCGUCGCUGGUGCUCAGGACCAAGGUCACUUCAAGGCCAUCAUGAACUCCAUCGGUACCGCGCUUCUUGUCUUGGUCAUGUUCUUCAUCCUCGCCGCUUGGAUUGGUGGUUUCUUCCGUCACAUUCCUAUCGCCAUCGCUCGUGAGCCCGCCGGCGACUCCGUCACUCUUUUGCACUACGCUUUGAUCCUCCUCAUCAUUGGUGUGCCCGUCGGUCUUCCCGUCGUCACUACCACCACUCUCGCCGUCGGCGCUGCUUACCUCGCUGAGCAGAAGGCUAUCGUGCAAAAGCUUACCGCCAUUGAAUCGCUUGCUGGUGUGGACAUUCUCUGCUCCGACAAGACCGGAACUUUGACUGCCAACCAGUUGAGUAUUCGCGAGCCCUACGUCGCCGAAGGCCAAGAUGUGAACUGGAUGAUGGCUGUUGCCGCUCUCGCUUCUUCGCACAACCUCAAGUCUCUCGACCCCAUUGACAAGAUCACUCUCCUCACCAUCAGACGUUACCCCAAGGCUCGCGAGAUCCUCGCACAGGGCUGGAGGACCGAGAAGUUCACUCCCUUUGACCCCGUCUCCAAGCGUAUCACUACCGUCUGCCACAUGGGCGGUGACAAGUAUGUCUGCGCCAAAGGUGCUCCCAAGGCCAUCCUCACCCUCUCCGACUGUGACGAAGAGACUGCUCGCUUGUUCCGUGAAAAGGCUGCCGAUUUCGCCCGCCGCGGUUUCCGUUCUCUCGGUGUUGCGUACCAGGUCAACGACGGCCCCUGGAUCCUUCUCGGUCUCUUGUCCAUGUUCGAUCCCCCUCGUGAGGACACCGCCCAGACCAUCAUCGAAGCCCAACAGCUCGGUGUUGCCGUCAAGAUGUUGACUGGUGAUGCCAUUGCUAUUGCCAAGGAAACCUGUAAGAUGCUUGCUCUCGGAACCAAGGUUUACAACUCUACAAAAUUGAUUCACGGCGGUCUCUCUGGUACCACCCAGCACGACUUGGUUGAGCGCGCAGACGGUUUCGCUGAAGUUUUCCCCGAGCACAAGUACCAGGUCGUCGAAAUGUUGCAGCAGCGUGGCCAUCUCACUGCCAUGACUGGUGAUGGUGUCAACGAUGCUCCUUCCCUGAAGAAAUCCGAUUGUGGUAUCGCUGUCGAGGGAUCUACCGAAGCUGCUCAAGCCGCCGCCGACAUUGUUUUCCUUGCCCCUGGUCUUUCCACCAUCGUCUUGGCCAUCAAGACUGCCCGACAAAUUUUCCAGCGUAUGAAGGCCUAUAUCCAGUACCGUAUCGCGCUUUGUCUGCAUCUCGAGAUCUACCUCGUCAGCUCGAUGAUCAUCAUCAACGAAACUGUCCGAGCUGAUCUCAUUGUCUUCAUCGCCCUGUUCGCCGAUCUUGCCACCGUCGCUGUCGCUUAUGAUAAUGCCUACUCGGAGCCUCGUCCCGUGGAAUGGCAACUUCCCAAGAUUUGGUUCAUCUCGGUCAUUCUCGGCAUCCUCCUCGCUCUCGGCACCUGGGUCAUCCGCGGUACUCUGUUCCUCCCCAACGGUGGUAUCAUCCAGAACUUCGGCUCUGUUCAAGAGAUUCUGUUCCUCGAAAUCGCCCUCACUGAGAACUGGCUCAUCUUCGUCACGCGUGGUGGUAAAACUCUCCCCAGUUUCCAGCUCGUUGCUGCCAUCUUCGUCGUCGAUGUCGUCGCUACGCUUUUCUGUAUCUUCGGUUGGUUGUCUGGCGAGCCUUACGAGACCGAUCCCAACGGUACCUACAACUUCCGUGCCGACGGCUGGGUCGAUGUGGUCACCGUCGUCGUUGUUUGGUGUUACAGCUUCGGUGUCAUCAUCGUCAUCGCCAUCGUGUACUACCUCCUCGAGCAGAUCACUUGGUUGAACAACCUUGGUCGCAAGGACCGCAGCAGGAAGGAUCCUGCCAUCGAGAACAUGAUUGCUGCUCUCAGCAAGUUGUGCCUCGAGCACGGCAAGGACAAGCACGGUGUGGACCGCUAUGUGCUCGCCACCAGGGCCGCCGAGGAAGACGAGGAGGAAUAG